AUGGGCGAUGAAUGUAGUGAGGCCGAAUCGAACGGCGGAUUGCCGCACUAUAGUGGCGAUGGAUGUAGCAAGGCCGGUUCGAACGGCGGAGUGCCGCACUGCGGUGGCGAUGGACGAAGCGAGGCCGAUUCGAACGGCGGAGUGCCGCUCUGCGGUGGCGAUGGGCGUCGGAAGGCCGAUUUCAACGGCGGAGUGCCGCCCUGCGGUGGCGAUGGACGGAGCGAGGCCGAUUCGAACGGCGGAGUGCCGCUCUGCGGUGGCGAUGGGCGUCGGAAGGCCGAUUUCAACGGCGGAGUGCCGCCCUGCGGUGGCGAUGGACGGAGCGAGGCCGAUUCGAACGGCGGAGUGCCGCUCUGCGGUGGCGAUGGACGGAGCGAGGCCGAUUCGAACGGCGGAGUGCCGCUCUGCGGUGGCGAUGGGCGUCGGAAGGCCGAUUUCAACGGCGGAGUGCCGCCCUGCGGUGGCGAUGGACGGAGCGAGGCCGAUUCGAACGGCGGAGUGCCGCUCUGCGGUGGCGAUGGACGGAGCGAGGCCGAUUCGAACGGCGGAGUGCCGCUCUGCGGUGGCGAUGGGCGUCGGAAGGCCGAUUUCAACGGCGGAGUGCCGCCCUGCGGUGGCUAUGGACGGAGCGAGGCCGAUUCGAACGGCGGAGUGCCGCUCUGCGGUGGCGAUGGACGGAGCGAGGCCGAUUCGAACGGCGGAGUGCCGCUCUGCGGUGGCGAUGGGCGUCGGAAGGCCGAUUUGAACGGCGGAGUGCCGCCCUGCGGUGGUGAUGAACGCAGCAAGGCCGAAUCGAACGGCAGAGUGGAUGAAGAUGGCGCUCGUCUUCGCCGAAGUCGAUUCCAAAAUGGCCGCCGAGGUGGCUUUCUGUACCCACGGCGUUCCGUGUUGCCCCCUUUUGACUCUCGAAUCGGGCUCUAG
Molecule: messenger RNA, 921 nt
Organism: Armigeres subalbatus
Lineage: Eukaryota; Metazoa; Arthropoda; Insecta; Diptera; Culicidae
Product: loricrin-like
Exons: 2
Coding region: 1-921 (306 amino acids)
Source: RefSeq, a predicted model, not a curated record